This is a messenger RNA of Xiphias gladius (swordfish), 2148 nucleotides long. RefSeq names its product nuclear transcription factor Y, alpha, like (gene nfyal). The transcript is spliced from 10 exons. The record is from RefSeq and is a predicted model, not a curated record. The coding region runs from base 161 to 1171 and encodes 336 amino acids. Gene Ontology annotation, biological process: regulation of transcription by RNA polymerase II. NCBI's taxonomy places the organism in Eukaryota, Metazoa, Chordata, Actinopteri, Istiophoriformes, Xiphiidae. Gene Ontology annotation, cellular component: CCAAT-binding factor complex. Gene Ontology annotation, molecular function: RNA polymerase II cis-regulatory region sequence-specific DNA binding; DNA-binding transcription factor activity, RNA polymerase II-specific.
UGGCACGCAGCUGCGCACCUCCUCCCGGGGCGCCGUUGUUUCAUUUGCGCCAUUUUGUCCGCUCACUUUGUUGAUUGGGCUUUAGCGAGCUGUACUGGAGCCAAUCAGAGGGAAACCGGACAGCGAAGACACGAGAGGAGGAUUGUGACAGUAAUAAGCUAUGGAGCAGUACACCACUGCCACCACUACUACUGGGGAGCAGAUAGUUGUGCAGACUGCCAAUGGACAGAUCCAGCAGCAGACACAGGGCACAGUGACGGCUGUGCAGCUGCAAACAGAAGCGCCAGUGGUGACGGCCUCAGGCCAGCAGGUGCAGACACUCCAGGUAGUCCAGGGCCAGCCUCUGAUGGUCCAGGUGAGCGGUGGGCAGCUCAUCACAUCAUCGGGGCAACCCAUCAUGGUGCAGGCCAUGUCAGGGGGUCAGGGGCAAACCAUAAUGCAGGUCCCGGUAUCUGGAGCUCAGGGACUACAGCAGAUCCAGCUGGUGCAGCCUGGUCAGAUCCAGUUGCAGGGCGGGCAGACUCUUCAGCUCCAGGGCCAGCAGGGUCAGCCCCAGCAGAUCAUUAUCCAGCAGCCCCAGACAGCCAUCACUGCUGGACAAAACCAGGGACAGCAAAUCAGCGUGCAGGGCCAGCAGGUGGCACAGACAGCUGACGGGCAGACAAUCGUCUACCAGCCUGUCAAUGCAGAUGGUACGGUCCUGCAGCAGGGGAUGAUCACAAUUCCAGCUGCCAGCUUGGCCGGCGCCCAGAUUGUACAGGCAGGAGGUGCCAACACCAACACAACUAACAGCGGCCAAGGCACUGUGACCGUCACCCUGCCUGUCUCCGGGAACAUGGUCAAUGCAGGUGGAAUGGUCAUGGUAAGACCCUGUGCAGAGAUGGUGCCAGGAGGUGGCGGCGUUCCCACAAUGCAGCGUAUCCCCCUGCCAGGGGCUGAGAUGCUCGAGGAGGAGCCUCUCUAUGUCAAUGCCAAACAAUACCAUCGUAUCCUGAAGCGACGACAGGCCCGGGCAAAGCUGGAGGCUGAGGGCAAGAUUCCCAAAGAAAGGAGGAAAUACCUGCAUGAGUCUCGCCACCGCCACGCUAUGCAGCGUAAGCGAGGAGAUGGAGGCCGUUUCUUUUCCCCUAAAGACAAGGAGGAAAUGGCUUUGGCCCUGUCACAGGUGUGACAAGAAGCUGUGUGUAGAAUAUCAUCACCUGCAUAUCAUCACUCACAGCAGGACGUGGCCCAGGCAGCAGCAGAUGAGACGGUGGCUCAGAUGAUCCGAGUCUCGUAGCACUGUCGCCAAUAUCAUCACUUCUGUCUGUGAAGUCUACCCUGCCUGAAACUCUUCUCCCCAGCUAAACCAUCUGCCACACCUUCCCUCAUUUUUUCUCCCUCCUGCCCCACCGUCGCACACCAAACGAAAGCUCCUCCACUGGGUUUUUUCUGUUGUCGCUCUGCUUCUUCACUGGUCUUCCAGGGAGCUGGCCAUGUGGCUGCUGAGCCUGUGAACUGGUCUUCUUCUGUGAAAUGGAGGAUGCUUCCAUGCUCAGCUUUACUGGUCAAGCACUUAGGACCAGCUUUUUAUUUUCCUAAUGAUUUAUUUGGACAGUGAUGAACAUGAAGUCAUGGGCAACCAGGAUCAGUGACACAGAGGAAAUGACAGCUGUGAAGCCAUACUCUGUCAGACCCUGGUCUGUUUAAAAAUAUGAGAAUUUGUCACUAGUGGAUACUUGUUGCUUUAAAUAUUUUUUUGUAAAUGGUACAGAUUUUUUUUUUUUUUUUUUUUUUCAAAAAGACACUGGUUAAGCCUUGAUGCUACAUUAGUGUCCUUUAUCUUUUAUGUGAUGAUUUCAUAUUUUUUCCCCAACCCAUGUAUUGUGGGGGAUGGACUCAGCAUUUUAAGUACAACAUGCGUCCACUGAGCAAAAACUGAAACGUGAUACUAAUGUGAAAAUGUUGUACAGAAAUUCUUUUCUUCCCCAGUGUGUGUUGGAUGUACUUACUAAUAGACCCAAUUCUGUGGAUACAUUUUAUACAAUUUGUAGUUAGACUUGGUGUUUGUAGGAAAACAAAUUGCUCAGUGUUGCAUCACAUUUCACAUUCUAUCCAUAUACUUACUUUAUUGGUCAGUCCACCUAAGUGUUUGGUUUGUUUCAUUGU